Messenger RNA from Nerophis lumbriciformis (worm pipefish), 1452 nucleotides. The record is from RefSeq and is a predicted model, not a curated record. NCBI's taxonomy places the organism in Eukaryota, Metazoa, Chordata, Actinopteri, Syngnathiformes, Syngnathidae.
AUGUCGGGCAGGCCCAACGGUAGUCCGCCCCCCUACGAGUCGGAUGGCUACGCCGAGCCACCUCAGCCGGCGUACUCGUACUACCCCGACGACGAAUUCCAGCACUUCUACCGCUGGACGUCCCCCCCGGGUGUGCUGAAGAUCAUGUCCAUCCUGGUCGUCGUCAUGUGCGUGGCCAUCUUCGCCUGCGUGGCCUCCACCCUGGCGUGGGACUCGCAGGGGGCGCUGUCGGGCUUCGGCGGGGUCGGCGGCGGCGGCGUAGGCGGCUAUCCGGGGAGCUACGCCGGGGGCGGCAGUUACGGCUCCUUCGGGGGCGGGGCCUACGGACCCGGCAACAGCUACGGCUACGGCGGGCUGGGCGGGAACUACAACGACCCGCGUUCGGCCAAAGGCUACAUCAUCGCCAUGGCGGCCAUCACUUUCAUCGCCGCGCUGGCCGUCUUCAUCAUCAUCGUGUCUCACCAGAGCAUCUCGGAGAGUAGGAGGUUCUACCUGGCCGUGGCGGUGAUCUGCGCCAUUUUGGCGCUGCUGAUGCUGAUCGCUGCCAUCGUCUACCUGAUGGCCGUCAACCCAACCGCGCAGUCGCAAGGCUCCGUCUACGGCAGCCAGAUUGCCGGCCUGUGCGCUCAAUACCAGCGGCCGCAAGCGCCGGGGGUCUUCGUCAAUCAGUACCUCUACCACUACUGCGUGGUGGAGCCGCAGGAGGCCAUCGCCGUAGUGUUUGGCUUUUUGGUGGCGGUCGCCCUUAUCAUCAUGGUGGUGUUUGCGGUCAAGACGCGCAAGAAGAUCAUCAACUAUGGCAAGAGCAACAUCCUAUGGAAGCGCGUCAAGGUGAUGGAGGACGGGGACCCCCCGCAGGACGUGGAAGCAUGGGUGAAUAACGUGUCUGUGCCGCCCGAAGAACUCCCCAUGGCCGAGUACCCGGAGAAGCCGAGGACUGACGAGGCCAGCGACUACAGCAAACCUCCAUUGUCAGAAUCGCCGGCAGAGGAGCUACCGGUGCGUAAUGGCGUUCCUUACAGCGCCGACUCGGACGUUCCCAGCUCGACCGGGAGGGCCAACAGGAGGCGCCGCGACCCAGACGCCGACUACGCCUCGUCCGGAGAUGAGCUGGAAGACGACGACGCAGACUUCUACAGCGAGUUCCCGCCCAUCGUCAAUGAGCAGGAGCGAAAUGAGUACAAGCGGGAGUUUGACCGCCACCAUCUGGAGUACAAAGACCUCCAGGCGGAACUGGACGCCAUCAACAAGAAACUCAGCGAAGUCGACCGAGAGCUGGACCGACUGCAGGACGGAAGCCCGCAGUACUUGGAUGCCUUGGACGAGUACAACAGGAUCAAGGACAUGAAAAAGUCGUCGGACUAUCGCGCCCGGAAGAGACGAAGCAAGUACCUAAAGGCCAAACUCAAUCACAUCAAGAAAAUGGUUGGGGACUACGACCGCAGGGCCUGA